UUUUCCAACACUUGGAAAUUAUUGUCAGAAGAGGAAUAUAAAAAUUGCUUGUCAUCAUAAAAAGCAGGCAAUCGUCAGGAAAAGUUUGUUAAAAAAUCCUAUAAAUUUUACGCAUUAUAUAUCCCCUCUCACGAAGCUCCCGCAUCAUGUUCGGCAGACAAAGUGGACUGGGCAAUUCCAGCAACAGCAGUAAUCUGGUGGAGUUUCGCGCCGGACGCAUGAAUAUGGUGGGCAAGAUGGUCCAUCCUGAUACGCGCAAGGGAUUGGUCUACAUGACUCAGAGCGUUGACGGCUUGAUGCACUUCUGCUGGAAGGACCGCACCUCCGGAAAGGUGGAGGACGAUCUGAUUGUCUUUCCCGACGACUUUGAGUACAAGCGUGUUGAUCAAUGCAAGACUGGUCGAGUUUUCGUGCUUAAAUUCAAGUCCUCGACUCGCCGCAUGUUCUUCUGGAUGCAGGAGCCGAAGAUCGAAAAGGACGACGAGCACUGCCGCCGUAUUAACGAGCUGCUCAACAAUCCCCCAUCAGCUCACCAGCGCGGAGGGGGCGGCAGCAACGAUGGCGAUUUGCAGUACAUGCUCAACAACAUGUCCCAGCAGCAGCUGAUGCAGCUCUUUGGCGGCGUGGGUCAAAUGGGGGGACUUAGCUCCCUCCUGGGACAAAUGAACUCCCGUACGCCCUCGUCGCGCAACACCUCGUCGUCUGGAGGUGGCGCCUCAGCCUUGCAGACUCCGGAGAAUGUGACUGUGCCCCGUACACCGUCUGCCCCAUCCCGUGGAUCCAAGUCCGGCAGUAGCCGCAACAAUGCCAAUGCACAGGGUGCUGAGGCUGCCGGCGGUGCUGGCUCGUCCCUAGACGCGGAUGCCUCUGGUAAGAACUCAACCUCAGCGAACACAACGGCGUCAGAAGCGACCGGAGCCUAUGCCAAUCCAUUCCAAGCCUACUUAUCCAAUCUCUCCCCCGAACAUGGCGCAGGACGUUCUUUGAACAUCGACUUAUCCACUGCACUAUCCGGCUCUGAAGCCAUCAACACUCUCAUUGCCGAUCCGGAGCGCGUCAAGUCGUUGAUUGUGCACCUGCCAGAAUCGGAGGACGCGGAUGAGGAUCGGAAGCAGCAGAUCAAGGAUCACAUCACUUCUCCGCAGUUCCAGCAGGCCCUGGCCCAGUUCUCCAACGCCCUCCAAUCUGCCCAGCUGGGACCCGUGAUCAAGCAGUUUGAGCUCUCCAACGAGGCCGUGGCCGCCGCCUAUUCCGGCAAUCUGGAGGACUUUGUGCGUGCUCUGGAGAAGAGUCUGCCUGCCGGGUCCACCUUGGCCGCUUCAGAGACUACCGAUAAGAAAGCUGAAGCUGAGACCCCCGCUGCUCGGGAUGAGAACACCGAUCCUGCCGAGAAGCAAGAGGAGAAGUAGAUUUUUCAAGUGCAACGACAAUAAUUACCCCGUUUUUGGUUUAAAAUAGUUUGUGUUAUAUGAUUAUAAAUAAAUUCGCAAAUUUGCAUUAAAAAA
Messenger RNA from Drosophila bipectinata, 1505 nucleotides. It is a transcript of the gene Rpn13, whose product is annotated as regulatory particle non-ATPase 13. Gene Ontology annotation, molecular function: endopeptidase activator activity; proteasome binding. Lineage: Eukaryota; Metazoa; Arthropoda; Insecta; Diptera; Drosophilidae. The record is from RefSeq and is a predicted model, not a curated record. Gene Ontology annotation, cellular component: cytoplasm; proteasome regulatory particle, lid subcomplex; nucleus.